GAAACAGUUUGAGGCGUUUCUCAGGGUAUAAAUGAUGAGGGGUUUUAGGCCAGAGUUACACAUGCUCUCCUGUCUACUCUUCAAGAGGACAACCACGACCCGGCGCACUCCACUUACCAGGAGAGAGACACCAGAACCAGAAGUAGAGUGUAGUACCCAGUUGAGUGUGGAAACAAUAGACUGCAGCACCAGUAGACUCCAGGAUGACUUCCUACUCCUCUCUCCUCCUAUCCGUGCUGCUGGUUGCAGCGCUGCAGUGUGAGCAUGCCCAGUGCAGACGUGCACCGUGCUCCGACCGUUGCUGCUCCUUUAUAGAGGGCUUCCCCGUCAGACUGAAGGAACUCCGCACAUCCUUCUCCACCAUCAGAGAUUACUAUGAGGCUAAUGACGAGCUGGAGACUUCCCUGUUGGACGAAGGCAUUCUACACCACUUGAAGAGCCCGGUGGGGUGUCACGCUAUGGACAGCAUCCUGAAGUUCUACCUCGACACGGUGUUGCCCACCGCCAUGAACAACAGAACGCAGAACAACCACUUUAAAUCUCCCAUCGACUCCAUCGGAAACAUCUUCCACGAGCUGAAGAAAGAGAUCGUCCUAUGCAGGAACUACUUCUCCUGUAAGAAACCGUUUGACAUCAACGAGUUCAUCUCCUCGUAUAAGAAGAUGCAGGAUAAGGGCCUGUAUAAGGCAAUGGGAGAGCUGGACCUGCUCUUCAACUACAUCGAGGAGUACCUGGUCUCUAAGAGGCGCAAACACUGACCCAUGACCCUGAGCCUGGACCAAUCAGAAUUUGCCAGAGUUCUGUGACUAACCCUAACCUCUAAUAACCUCCAAAGCCCAAAUAUCUGGGACUGUGUCAUUGUGGAAGACCGUGAGACUAAAGUUUAUGGGUCCUGAGGACCUGCUCUCUACGUUACUAGUCUAGUCUCUGGUCCUACUCUUUAGUUCUGAAAGAACACCUUCAAGAAUUACUUCUGAGGACUUCAUCAUUACAAUAUAAUAUGUGGCAUUUAACUUUUAUCCAAAGUGACUGAGAGUACUGCUUUUCAUACAUUUUUGUUUGUAUGGGUGGUAGUCCCAGUGGGAAGCAAACCCCUGUUUCUGACCUUGGCUGAGCUUGCAAGCGUCACGCUCUAAGGCACACAGGACCUUUUCUUUAAAAAGUCCCUGAACCACAUUUAGUCUCAGGUUAAUCAAAACGUUUAUUACUGAGUCAUAUUGACUGAAACAUUCUGCUGUAAAGUAUUGCAUCAAAUGUGUAGCAUUUUUUUAAAUUUUUUUUUUAGGAUUGACUUUCUGCACCUUCCUUCCUUCCUUCCUUCCUUCCUUCCCUAUGGUAUCGUCACAACGUUAAACUAGCCACCAUGUGGAAUAAGGAAUCAUGUGUUAUUAUAAAUGUGUAAAAACCAGUGAGAAUGGAAAUCUAGGCUAUACAUUUACCAGUGUGACAGAGAAUGUACCUUUAACAUGUUUUAAUAUGUGAUCAUUGACUGCUUUUAAAAAAUAUAUAUUUUAAUUUUUUUACCUUUAUUUAACUAGUCAAGUCAGUUAAGAACAAAUUCUUAUUUUCAAUGACAGCCUAGGAACAGUGGGUUAACUGCCUUGUUCAGGGUGCAGAACGACAGAUUUUGUACCUUAUCAGCUCGGGGAUUCGAACUUGCAACCUUUCGGUUACUAGUCCAACGCUCUUACAGUAUAUUUACUACCAAUAUCAGUAUUGAUUUAAAUUAAAACCGUCCGUGAAUAUAAGUGGAACGCAUCAAAAUGUUUAUUAGUGUGGCUUGUGAAAAAGUGUGGCUAUACGAAUUAUUUCUGACAUUAUUAUUUCAGACAACUUUUUAAAAACUAUUUAUACUUUUUAAAACUAUUAAAAACUUGUAUUGAACUUAUUAAACUUCAUCCACUUUCAUGGGAUUUCCUCGAAAUUCUAAAGCUUCCGUGGUUGAAAACUCCCAACAUUCUAUUCACAAUAAACAAUGUAACUUUUAACAGAAAUCAGCUACUUCGACCAUUUUCCAACAACAUUGACAAUAACUUAGAGGGUUUCCAAGAGAAAAGCCCAGAAUGUGCAAAGCUGUCAUCAAGGCAAAGGAUGGCUACUUUGAAGAAUCUCAAAUGUAAAAUGUAUUUGUAUUUUUUUAAACACUUUUUUGGUUACUACAUGAUUCCAUAUGUGUUAUUUCAUAGUGUUGAUGUCUUCACUAUUAUUCUACAAUGUAGAAAAUAGUAAAAAUAAAGAAAAACCCUGGAAUGAGUAGGUGUUCUAAAACAUUUGUGAGGUAGAGUGUAUUUUCAUUUAACCUUCAUUUAGCCAGGUUAGUCUAGUUGAGAUAAAAAUCAACUUUUCCAUAUCUCUUUUUCAAGAGAUUUUAACAAACGGGUGUUUUAGCUACAAUGUUUUUUGUAUUUAUUUAUGAUUUUAUUUUUAUUUUUUUACUUUCUCUGCUCUGCAGUUUUAAAAUAAAAUGUUCUACUUUGGAACGUUUUUAGUUUUUUACCUCAGUUCUUCUUUUAAACUUUAAAAUGUAAAGCCUUUUUAAGUGUUCCACAUUCUGUUGUAAUGCCUCAGCGACGACACAAAUAAAAACCUUCUGAAUCUGA
Messenger RNA from Salmo salar (Atlantic salmon), 2600 nucleotides. RefSeq names its product interleukin 10 (gene il10). Gene Ontology annotation, cellular component: extracellular region. Gene Ontology annotation, biological process: immune response. Gene Ontology annotation, molecular function: cytokine activity. The record is from RefSeq and is a predicted model, not a curated record. NCBI's taxonomy places the organism in Eukaryota, Metazoa, Chordata, Actinopteri, Salmoniformes, Salmonidae.